AGCCAUGGAUGAUUUAGAUGCUUUAUUGGCAGAACUGGAACAAACCACGGAGAGCCUGAGUGUGAAUGACUCAGACCCAAAUGUUUGCUUUCUUCUGGAGCGCAACAACAAACCAAAACCAGUGGCAGCAACAGCAGAAAGCCAUCCUACCCAACACCCAAAAUCAACACCUCAAGAAGCCAAAAAGGUAGAACCAGCACACAAUGUUCAAACCCAUAAAGAAGAUGCAGGUAAUAUUUACAGCAAAAUUUUACCUCCACAGCCAACAUCUUCUACCUCAAUUGCUCAGGAACUGGAUGAUCUUUUGGCUUGCUUAGGAACAAUCCAAUCCAAGGUUUCAGAUGACUUGGCCACCUGUGUCCAGUCAACAUCAGAAGAAGGGAAUACCACUGACAACCUAGACAGCAUGUUGAAGAGUUUGACUCAUGAUAUGCAGGACCUUGGUGUUGCUACUGUGCCUAAGGGCAACUGUGCCUUUUGCCACAAACCUAUUGCUGGAAAGGUGGUUACAGCUCUGGGAAAGAUAUGGCAUCCUGAACACUUCACAUGUGCUCAUUGUGGAACAGAAAUGGGUUCCCGGCCAUUCUUUGAGCGGGACAACACAGCUUACUGCCAAGAAGACUACCAUCAGCUCUUCUCUCCUCACUGUGCUUACUGUACUGCACCUAUCAAAGAGAAAAUCCUAACAGCUAUGGAUCAGACUUGGCACCCUGAGCAUUUUUUUUGUACACAUUGUGGGACUGUGUUUGGCGAUGGUGUUUACCAUGUGAAAGAUGGAAAGCCAUACUGCGAGAAAGAUUUCCAGAGCAUUUUUUCUCCCAAAUGCAGAGGCUGUGAUCGUCCUGUGAUGAAUCAAUAUUUGUCAGCUCUGGAUGCUGUAUGGCACCCUGAAUGUUUUGUGUGCAGAGAUUGUUGCUGCAGUUUUACUGAUGGUUCUUUCUUCGAACUAAAAGGCCAGCCCUACUGUGAGCUUCACUUCCACCACCAUCAGGGAACAGUGUGCCAUGGUUGUGGAAAACCGAUUGUUGGGCGAUGUGUCAGUGCCAUGGGGCACAAGUUUCACCCAGAGCACUUUGUUUGUGCCUUUUGCCUUACUCAGUUGUACAAUGGUAUUUUUCAGGAGCAGAAUGGUAAAACCUACUGUGACUCUUGCUUUAAAAAACUCUUUGUUUAACUUCAAAGUAUGUGAAACAUUACUCUUCCCAAGAAUGUUAAGACUGUAAGCCUCAGGACAAUUCCUUGACGUAUAGAGCUUCCUGAGAUUUUCUCUUGAGUAAAAAAAAAACUCCACCAAAUUAGGCAACAUUAAAUAUUAUCGCACACUAUUACACUUUAAUGUUUUCAAAUUAAUCAGCUGUUAGGCAUGUACCUUUUGUGUUGAACUUAAAUAACUUUACUAGAAUUCAUUAUCUGGGUAUUUGUGUUUUUUAGAAACAUUAAGAGCAGCUUCUC
Protobothrops mucrosquamatus (brown spotted pit viper) is the source of this 1452-nucleotide messenger RNA. RefSeq names its product leupaxin (gene LPXN). The record is from RefSeq and is a predicted model, not a curated record. The transcript has 9 exons. Gene Ontology annotation, molecular function: muscle alpha-actinin binding; actin binding. Gene Ontology annotation, biological process: muscle structure development; actin cytoskeleton organization. Gene Ontology annotation, cellular component: stress fiber; filamentous actin; adherens junction. NCBI's taxonomy places the organism in Eukaryota, Metazoa, Chordata, Lepidosauria, Squamata, Viperidae. Bases 5 to 1174 code for a protein of 389 amino acids.